This is a messenger RNA of Fukomys damarensis (Damara mole-rat), 2710 nucleotides long. RefSeq names its product YTH domain containing 1 (gene Ythdc1). The transcript is spliced from 17 exons. Gene Ontology annotation, molecular function: mRNA binding; N6-methyladenosine-containing RNA reader activity. Gene Ontology annotation, cellular component: nucleoplasm. The coding region runs from base 1 to 2193 and encodes 730 amino acids. NCBI's taxonomy places the organism in Eukaryota, Metazoa, Chordata, Mammalia, Rodentia, Bathyergidae. Gene Ontology annotation, biological process: regulation of alternative mRNA splicing, via spliceosome; mRNA splicing, via spliceosome. The record is from RefSeq and is a predicted model, not a curated record.
AUGGCAAAGAAAAACCCUAGGCUAGCUGGGCAUGGUGGUGCAGAUGGAGAACUUAAUGUUCUAGAUGAUAUUUUAACUGAAGUUCCAGAACAGGAUGAUGAACUCUAUAAUCCAGAGAGUGAACAAGAUAAAAACGAGAAAAAGGGAUCAAAAAGAAAAAGUGACCGGAUGGAAUCUACUGAUGCCAAGCGACAGAAGCCUUCUGUCCAUUCCAGACAGUUGAUUUCUAAGCCACUAAGCUCAUCUGUUAGCAAUAACAAAAGAAUUGUUAGUACAAAAGGAAAGCCAGUUGCAGAAUAUAAAAGUGAGGAAUAUCAAAGAUCUGAAAGAAACAAGCGUCUAGAUGCUGAUCGGAAAAUUCGUCUGUCAAGCAGUGCCUCCCGAGAACCUUAUAAGAGUCAGCCUGAGAAAACUUGUCUAAGGAAAAGGGAUCCUGAGAGGAGGGCCAAAUCUCCUACACCAGAUGUUUCCGAGAGAAUUGGGCUAGAAGUUGAUAGACGUGCAAGCAGAUCCAGCCAGUCAUCCAAGGAAGAAGUGAACUCUGAAGAAUAUGGCUCUGAUCAUGAGACUGGCAGCAGUGGUUCUUCUGAUGAGCAAGGCAACAACACUGAGAAUGAGGAGGAAGGAGUGGAGGAAGAUGUAGAGGAAGAAGAGGAGGUGGAAGAAGAUGCAGAGGAAGAGGAGGAGGUAGAUGAGGGAGAGGAAGAGGAAGAGGAGGAGGAAGAGGAAGAGGAGGAGGAAGAAGAGGAAGAAGAAUAUGAACAAGAUGAGAGAGACCAGAAGGAGGAGGGAAAUGAUUAUGACACUCGAAGUGAGGCCAGUGACUCUGGUUCUGAAUCUGUUUCCUUCACGGAUGGAUCUGUCAGGUCUGGUUCAGGAACAGAUGGAUCAGAUGAAAAGAAGAAGGAAAGGAAGAGAGCUAGAGGCAUAUCACCAAUUGUUUUUGAUAGGAGUGGAAGCUCUGCAUCAGAAUCAUAUGCAGGUUCAGAAAAGAAGCAUGAGAAAUUAUCAUCUUCCGUUCGUGCUGUCCGAAAAGAUCAAACCAGUAAACUCAAAUAUGUCCUUCAGGAUGCAAGAUUUUUCCUCAUAAAGAGUAACAAUCAUGAAAAUGUGUCUCUUGCCAAAGCUAAGGGUGUAUGGUCCACACUGCCUGUAAAUGAGAAGAAGUUAAAUCUUGCAUUUAGAUCCGCAAGGAGUGUUAUCUUAAUAUUUUCUGUCAGGGAAAGCGGAAAAUUCCAAGGCUUUGCAAGACUUUGUUCAGAAUCUCACCAUGGAGGGUCUCCUAUACACUGGGUGCUUCCAGCAGGAAUGAGUGCGAAAAUGCUGGGUGGUGUCUUUAAAAUUGACUGGAUUUGCAGGCGUGAAUUACCCUUCACAAAGUCAGCUCAUCUCACCAAUCCUUGGAAUGAACAUAAGCCAGUAAAGAUUGGACGUGAUGGACAGGAAAUUGAACUCGAAUGUGGAACCCAGCUUUGUCUUCUGUUUCCCCCUGAUGAAAGUAUUGACUUGUAUCAGGUCAUUCAUAAAAUGCGUCACAAGAGAAGAAUGCAUUCUCAGCCCAGAUCAAGAGGACGUCCAUCCCGUCGAGAACCAGUCCGGGAUGUGGGAAGGCGUCGACCAGAAGAUUAUGAUAUUCAUAACAGCAGAAAGAAACCAAGGAUUGACUAUCCACCUGAGUUUCACCAGAGACCAGGGUAUUUAAAGGAUCCAAGAUACCAAGAAGUAGACAGACGAUUUUCAGGAGUUCGCCGAGAUGUGUUUUUAAAUGGGUCCUACAAUGAUUAUGUGAGGGAAUUUCAUAACAUGGGACCACCACCACCGUGGCAAGGAAUGCCCCCUUAUCCAGGAAUGGAACAGCCUCCACACCAUCCUUACUAUCAGCAUCAUGCGCCACCUCCUCAGGCUCAUCCCCCUUACUCAGGACAUCAUGCAGUACCACAUGAAGCAAGAUACAGAGAUAAACGAGUACAUGAUUAUGAUAUGAGGGUUGAUGAUUUCCUUCGACGCACACAAGCUGUUGUCAGUGGUCGGAGAAGUAGACCCCGUGAAAGAGACCGGGAACGGGAGCGAGACCGCCCUAGAGAUAACAGAAGAGACAGAGAGCGAGAUAGAGGACGGGACCGAGAAAGAGAAAGAGAGCGACUUUGUGACCGGGACAGAGACCGAGGGGAGAGAGGUCGAUAUCGAAGAUAGAGUUAUGGGAAGCACUGAUUGAAGAUGGAAAAAAAUCUUGUAUUUUGUGUGUGCGUGCGCGCGUGUGUGUGUGUGCGUCUGUGUGUGUGUGUGUGUGUGUGUUUACACGUAGUUUAUUUUCAGCUGUCUACUUACUCAUUGUGUAGAAGGAUAUACUAUCACCCUGUUUGUUCCAAGCAUGCAGUAUAAUAACUGGAAAAACUCAAAUCCACCAAAAAUGCAAUUAACAGUUGUUUGUCACUUUUAUUGAGGCAGAAUGGAACAGUCCAAGAAUGUAGAUAUUGACUCGUUCUCCAUAAAUGUUCAUCUUAUAGUUUUCAUCUUAGAGUGUUUUUUUGUUUUUUUCCUUUUCAGUCUUUGAUUGACAACUGCCAUGGUAUUUUGCUUUGAUGUAUAUAUACGUGUAGUUGCACACGGUUCAGUAAAAAUAAUGCUGCUAUCAAGUAUGCAAAUACUGGAGUAUGAUGGUUUGACUGUAUGGCAGUGUUGUAGCAGCCUCUUGGUUUUUACUUAUUUU